Notodromas monacha is the source of this 207-nucleotide messenger RNA. The record is from the annotation of a GenBank genome assembly. Lineage: Eukaryota; Metazoa; Arthropoda; Ostracoda; Podocopida; Cyprididae.
AUGACUGCAGUCGUUUCCGAAGAUGUCGAGUCCACUCGCUCUCACAGUCGUCGGAGUCUGGUUGGAAUCAUUAUCGUGUUGGGGAUUAUGCAAAACAAGGGGCGCGCGCCAGGAGACACUCUGCUUUCCCGUCGUCCGAACGCCGAGGCUCCUUGGGAUCGUCGGAUGACCGCCACACUGCAAUCCUGUUUCGUGAUGCCCGCGGCG